AUGUGCAUUAAUUGCAUUCGGAAUGAAGUUGAUAUAACUGAGGGCAUUCCAAAGCAUGCUAUUUUACAAUUUUGUCGAAAUUGUGAAAGAUAUUUACAACCGCCAAAUAUAUGGGUUAAUGCAGAAUUGGAAAGCAGGAAAUUGUUAACUCUCUGCUUAAAGAAAUUGAAGGGUUUGAAUAAGGUCAGACUUAUUGAUGCAGGAUUUAUAUGGACAGAACCUCAUUCAAAAAGAAUCAAGGUCAAAUUAACUAUUCAAAAGGAGGUUUUUGCAUCAACCAUUUUACAACAAAUUUUUGAGGUAGAAUUCGUUGUAAAUUAUCAACAAUGCGGUGAUUGUGCACGUGUUAUGGCAAAAGAUACAUGGCAGGCAAUGGUACAAAUUAGACAAAAAGUCAGUCAUAAGAAAACUUUUUUUUUUCUGGAACAACUCAUCAUAAAACACAACGCCCACAAAGACACAAUUAAUAUAAAAGAAGUCAAGGAUGGUCUUGAUUUUUUUUAUGCUCACAGAUCUCAUGCUAUCAAGAUGGUAGAAUUUCUAAGUGCUAUAGUGCCAGUUAGAACAAAAACAUCUGAACGAUUGAUCUCGACUGACAUUCAUAACAACACUUCCAAUACGAAGUUUACAUAUUCUGUAGAGAUUGUACCCGUUUGUAAAGAUGAUCUUGUUUGCCUACCAAUUAAGAUGGCACGGUCUUUAGGGAACAUUAGCCCUUUAGUUCUUUGCUAUCGAGUGGGAAAUUCUAUACACGUUAUAGAUCCAAAUACAUUGUCUGUAUCCGAGAUCGCGACUUCAUUAUAUUGGAGAACUCCAUUCAAUUCCUUAGCAUCUUCCAAGAAUUUGGUGGAGUAUCAGAUUCUAGAUGUUGAACCUUUGGGACCCGUGCGAGGAAAGUUUGUUCUAGCCGACAUCCUAGUAGCACGUUCUUCCGACUUUGGCAAAAAUGAUACAACAUUCUUCGCGCGUUCUCAUCUCGGUUGUAUUCUUAAUCCAGGCGAUACUGCUUUAGGAUAUGAUCUUUCAUCUUCCAAUUUUAAUGAUUUUUCAUUUGAUUCUCUUGAUCGGAGCACUAUACCUGAUGUUGUUCUUAUCAAAAAAUCUUAUCCACAAAGACGUAAGAAAAACAAACAACGUAACUGGAAACUAAAAUCAUUGGAAAAAGAGCAAGAAGAAAUGGCCUCGAAAAAACAAGAUUCAGAAAAAAUGGAUCUGGAAUACGAAAUGUUUUUGCAAGAUUUGGAAGAAGAUCCUGAGCUCAGACAAAAUGUUAACUUGUAUAAGUCAACGUCAACUGUAGCAAUGGAUGUAGAUGGGACUGUUGGAGAAAGUUCAGAAGGAGAUGAUGAUUUCCCUGAAAUUGGAAUAGAAGAGCUAUUAGAAGAUCUAACACUUAAUGAAUAA
Molecule: messenger RNA, 1404 nt
Organism: Acaulospora morrowiae
Lineage: Eukaryota; Fungi; Glomeromycota; Glomeromycetes; Diversisporales; Acaulosporaceae
Source: the annotation of a GenBank genome assembly